CAGCCAAGUCGACCAGCACCACCACCACCAACCACCUCGUCAAGACCAUCAGCAUCAGCAUCGAUCACCAGCAUCAUCAUGAGCUCUCUCAAUCAGAUCCGACAACGAUUACUGACGAUCCAUCGGGCCAAUACUCCCUCCUCUUGUAGACACGCCUCGACUAAUAGUAAUCCUUCACCGAAAAUUAACGAGCUCACUCAAAAGGCUUCUGAUCUCGCUAACCAGUAUGGAUCCAAGUUACCCGAACUGUCUGAGAAAAUCGGAAAACGUUUCGAUGGAUUGUUGGGCUCAUACAGCCAACCGGUCUCACAAAACUAUCAGUUCACGAAAGAAGUCUUAAAACAAGUCUAUAUUAAGGAAAACUUAGCCCCACCUAAACUCGAACAAAUCAAAUCAUCCUAUCAUGAAAUCUUGAGGAACGUCAGUUCGUUGAACUUUUGGAAGCAAUCCUUGGAGUCCGGCGAUUGGAAAAGGCUGGCUGUUUAUGGUGUCGAAGCUGUCGGCUUGUUCAGUAUCGGAGAGAUGAUCGGUCGACGUCAUAUAGUCGGUUACAAGCUCGAUUAAAGCCUUUACUAGCCAUUCAGAUAGAUAUAAAAUGUUGUGAUUGUGUCCCCCCUCUCUUCCUAACUCCGCCCGUUCUUUGCCGACCUCCAAUGAAUAAAUACCUGCUCCAAAAAAGCCUUGCUGUGUUGACGGCUCUUGUCAAGUAAGACCAUCCACCACGCACUCUCCCUUUCUCUCUCUCUCGCCCCAUCGGGACUGAUAAGUUAUCAUAAAUAUCAGCAUCAAGAAAGGUUCUUGAGAACUUGCUUGUUGUCCUGUUUUCGUUCAUGCUUUGAUCAUGAUCGUCUUCCAUCCCCGAACAAAAGCUCUCCUCAAAAGAAAAAAAGCUACUAUUCCUUAAUAUCUUGCUGUCAAUAACUUUAUGCCCUCAUUGAUCGUUGUAUCAAGAAGAAAAUGAAAGACCAUUUCCAACAAGA
Molecule: messenger RNA, 980 nt
Organism: Puccinia graminis f. sp. tritici CRL 75-36-700-3
Lineage: Eukaryota; Fungi; Basidiomycota; Pucciniomycetes; Pucciniales; Pucciniaceae
Exons: 4
Coding region: 79-564 (161 amino acids)
Biological process (GO): proton motive force-driven ATP synthesis
Molecular function (GO): proton transmembrane transporter activity
Source: RefSeq, a predicted model, not a curated record